Molecule: messenger RNA, 279 nt
Organism: Geodia barretti
Lineage: Eukaryota; Metazoa; Porifera; Demospongiae; Tetractinellida; Geodiidae
Source: the annotation of a GenBank genome assembly
UCUCGGUUAAUACCGUCUUGAAAGUUGAUGAACCAGGACGAGUCGGUGAUGACUUUGAGACUGGCGUUCUGGAAGGUGUCUCUCACCCACUUUGCUGAGUUGAGAACACCCACUCCCCCAGCACUGGAGCCAACCAGAACAAUCUCUGAGGCUGUCUUCAGGUUGUACAGUCUGUCAAGAGUCUGCAGUACUGAGCGGAAAAUGGUCUGUCCUCGAAAUGUGAACUGGAGAUCUUCACUUGUUGGAUUGUAUCUGAAGCAGUCCUGGUCCCAGCAGUCA